Messenger RNA from Diaporthe batatas, 648 nucleotides. RefSeq lists its product as uncharacterized. The transcript is spliced from 2 exons. NCBI's taxonomy places the organism in Eukaryota, Fungi, Ascomycota, Sordariomycetes, Diaporthales, Diaporthaceae. The record is from RefSeq and is a predicted model, not a curated record. Bases 1 to 648 code for a protein of 215 amino acids.
AUGGCCUCGGCAAAACCUGCUGCAGGCUGCGACAAGCGCGAGCAUCACCAUAACGUCAGGGUCCUUUCUGUGGGCCUCCCCCGAACCGGUUCCAAGUCGAUGCUAUGUGCCCUGGAGAUCCUCGGCUACCGGGACGUCCACCACCUGGGCCAGAUUUGGUGGAAGCCGAGGGAGUGGGCGUUCCUCGACCGCGCUGCGGACGCCAGCUUUCCUAGCUUAUCUACGUACAGAACCGGGUUGGGUCCAGUGAACUGGGAUGAUAUGUUUGGCAAUAAUGAGGCGAUUACGGACGCUGCUGGUCUGUUUGCGUCUCAGCUCAUUGAGGCGUACCCUGAUGCGAGAUGUGUCAUGGUCGUGCGUGACUUUGAUGCGUGGGCUCGGAGUGUUGAUGAGACACUGUUGUCGUAUCUUUUCAGCUGGUUUAACGCAUACCUGAUCGACCCGUCUGUCGGGGCGUACUCGACGCGGGCUAUGAGAAAAAUGUUCAUGGGCGCUAUGAAUUGCUCAGCUAGUGAUGCGAGAAAGAGAGAAGUGUUGCGAAAGUUCUACGAUCAGCACUAUGUCAAGAUUCAAUCAACGGUUCCGCCAGAGAGGCUCUGCGUGAUGAGACUUGGCGAUGGCUGGGAGCCGCUGGUGAGUGGCCCAUGA